Messenger RNA from Protopterus annectens (West African lungfish), 2518 nucleotides. RefSeq names its product ubiquitin conjugating enzyme E2 K (gene UBE2K). Gene Ontology annotation, biological process: protein polyubiquitination; proteasome-mediated ubiquitin-dependent protein catabolic process. Lineage: Eukaryota; Metazoa; Chordata; Ceratodontiformes; Protopteridae. The coding region runs from base 156 to 758 and encodes 200 amino acids. The record is from RefSeq and is a predicted model, not a curated record. The transcript is spliced from 7 exons. Gene Ontology annotation, cellular component: nucleus. Gene Ontology annotation, molecular function: protein binding; ubiquitin conjugating enzyme activity.
AAACUGCCGGCAAGCAUCCUGUUGCUAAGGUUGGUGCUGCGCAUGCGUGCUUUGACGCCAUUUUGGUCUAGUUCUUGGAAGUAUUGAGGAGUAAACCGUUGGUGUAGCAGGCCCGAAUCAGGAAACGGGGGCGAAAUAGGAGGCAAGACUCUAUUAUGGCCAACAUCGCAACACAGCGGAUCAAGCGGGAAUGCAAGGAAGUGCUCAAGAGUGAGGAGACGAGCAAAAAUCAGAUUAAAAUAGAACUUGUAGAUGAAAAUUUUACAGAAUUAAGGGGAGAAAUAGCAGGACCGCCUGACACACCAUACGAAGGUGGAAGAUACCAAUUAGAAAUAAAAAUUCCAGAAACAUAUCCUUUUAAUCCACCAAAGGUUCGAUUUAUUACAAAAAUUUGGCAUCCCAAUAUUAGUUCAGUUACUGGCGCCAUUUGCUUGGAUAUUCUAAAGGACCAGUGGGCAGCUGCUAUGACAUUAAGGACAGUGUUAUUAUCGUUACAAGCACUAUUGGCAGCAGCAGAACCAGAUGAUCCUCAGGAUGCUGUUGUAGCAAAUCAGUACAAGCAAAAUCCAGAAAUGUUUAAACAGACUGCCAGGCUCUGGUCACAUGUUUAUGCAGGAGCACCCGUUUCUAGUCCAGAAUACACCAGAAAAAUAGACAACCUUUGUGCAAUGGGGUUUGAUAGGAAUGCUGUAAUAGUGGCCUUGUCUUCAAAAUCCUGGGAUGUAGAGACUGCAACAGAAGUUCUCCUGAGUAACUGAAAUUUCAAACAAAGCUGUUUUCACAGUAUAGCUUGCCUUCUCUUCAAGCACCAUCAUCCUUGUUCUUUCUAGGAUGCUAGAUUUUUUCUUUUUAAAAAGGCACUCGUACUUAAUGCUGUCUAGGCAGUACUGAAGACUAAAACUGAUGUGUAAAUAAAGCCAAUUAAAAGUCUGUGUAAAUCUAAAAGUGAAGAAUACAUUUUUUCUUUACUGAAAAACAAUUAAGAAAUGAAACUCUCCAACUUCAGGCUCGUGCAACACGACAAGCGCUAACAAGAGUCAUCAUCAGGAUUUUGUUUCUGAACCACCAAGGCUGUCAAAAUAGUGUCAUGGCUGUAUUGCAAGUGGUUUCAUCUGUCUCUUUCUGACUUGAUUGACUGCUGCGGUUGACUUCAAUUUUGUAUGUUUUUAUUUUUGCACCCCUUCUUUACAUAUCCAUAUUGCAUCCUCAUUUAAGGCUUUAAUUUUUAUGUUAGAGACAUGCAUAGUUUUAUUGUGGUUGUUUCAUAAUUCAUCUUUUAAUUACUGAUUCUUCAAGGCCCACACAAUUCAUGAUUUUUAUAAUGUGCAUGUUUGCAUCACUUCAGAUUUACAAAUAUUUGUGGUUAACAAUCAUGGAGUUCUUCCAUCUUGAGUCAUAAUCUUGAUAAAAAAAUCUGAUUAGUCUUUUGAGGUCAAGGUGUGAUGGAUCCCAUUAAAAAAUGUCUGCCAUUCUGAUUAUUUUUGUUAAUUUAUUGUGGGGAGGUGGCAUGCCAGUGUUCAAGAAGUUUUGAGAUUGCACUGUGAUUUGAGUUAAUAUUGCUCUGUUAAUAUAGCAUCUUUCUAUUUUUCAGGGGGGGGGGUUGCCAACCUCUGAAAUAUUACCUUCCCAUUUAUUUAACCUGUCCUGUACCCAUUUUUAAUGAAACACUUGAUAAUUGCAUGGCAGUAAGUGAAACGUGUUCUAAAAAUUGUGCUUUAAAGUCAAGUUUCUGAUUUCAUUAGAACUGCAAAAUGAGUGUAGGAUUGGUUCAUCAGACGUUUCAGUUUUUUAUUGUUGCUUACAUUUUUAACUCGCUCAUAUCCAAAUGCUGUGGUUUAUUUCCUUUGCUGUAUGUGUAUUAUGCUCAAUGAAGUAGAGAAGUGUUUUAAAAUCAGUAGACUUCAUGACUGAAUUUGACAGUCCAGAUGUUGACUCUAUGGCAAGCCUGUAGUCUGUUUUUAUUGUAAUACAGUAUCAUACCUUAUUUCCCUAGGUGAAAGCCCUCGUUAAUUAACAAAAAAAGUUACACACACACAUGUCCAAGCACAUUUAGAGAAUUUGAGCUGGACACAAUGCCUUUACCCAACUUUUUUGUGUAGCUUUUUAUUUUUUUAUUUUGCACAGCAGGUGAUGCAGGCUUGAAUAAGUUGCAUGCAUUGUCAUAAAAAUUGUAAAUUCCUGUAAUUAUGAAUUUAGACUUAUGAUGUCAUCACAUUUCCAUUCACAUCAUAAGAAUUAUUCAGUAGUAUUGGUUUGGAAACGGGUGAUUAAGCUAGCAAACCAAUAUUCAUAAUAAGUAAUUGUUGUGGUCCAGUUUGUUUUUUUGCAACCCAGCUGGUUUGGAACUUAUUUAAAAUGGACUGCGUUGUUUUCCAAAUACUUCAUCAGCUUUACCAUUUCAGUGUCUCAAGUUUGUUAAAAAGAAAACAUACUCUUACUUCUCUAGGUUAUACUGAAAGGAACUAUUUCCUGCCAUCUGUAUAUUUUGUAUAUUACAUUAAACUGUAGUUAAAUAUUG